AUGCCGAACACAGGCAAACCCAGUCCGGGAUGCCAUCUCUGUCGCACGAGGAGGGUCAAGUGCGACUUGACCCGCCCGGCUUGCCAGCGCUGCGCCAAAUAUGGCAUAGACUGUCCCGGCUACCGCGAUAGCCUGGACUUGAUGUUCCGCAACAGGGGCGUGGACGACGUGAAGAAGCUCGCCAAACGCCGCCAGAAGGUGACCUCGCCAAGGACCCAGUCCGAGAGCCCGCUGGUAAUAGCCAGCUCUCUGAGCCCGAGUCCGAGCUCUGUCGCAAGUCGCCCUUCUAUUGCGCUCAUCCUGGAUUGCUACUCGGUUCCGGUAAAUGGCGAGCGUCUUUUUGGUCAUGUCGAUUUUCUGCCUGUCUUGCUCUCGGAGGCGGAUGAGGGUUCAUGCUUGCUCUAUGCGACAGAUACCCUGGCUGGCGCCUACAUUGCUAACCAGACGGACUCGCUUCCGGAGCGGGAGAAAGCGUCUAGGUCGUAUGGGCGCGCGCUGGAAGCAGUCCGGGCCGCUCUUAUGAGCCCUACCGAGAGUAUCAAGGACGAGACCCUGGUGUCUGUUUGGGCUUUGGCUGCCUAUGAGAUCCUUGUUGGCUCAGCUCAAUCCAAGCGUGGCCCCGGGCCUGAGGCGUGGCAUCUUCACAUUGAUGGCCUCAACACGCUGCUCGCCUUUCGGGGUCCCGGGCAGUUUGCCUCCAAGCGAGGCAGGAAUAUCUUUUGGACCAUCCAUUCACAUAUUCUUAUGCGCUCUAUCUUGAACAGCGUGGUCUGUCCUCCCGAGUCGCGCGACUUAUCAGCCAUGUUUGCUGCUGCCACCAUGCCCAAUCCCGACAACCACGAGAUGUCAAUGACUUUCGUGUCGCAGUUUGUUAUCAGUGCCAGCGAUAUCAUCACGGCAUCGAUGGUCCAGCUCCGGACACAGUUUGUUACGGUUCCUCAAUGUAUCACAUACAUCCACUCCUUGGACGCCGCCGAAAGCAUUGUCCCGCAGUCAAUAUAUGAUAUCUAUUCCACCGGGGAUACCGCCUACGCCUGGAAUAUAUACCGCACGACGCGGAUGAGACUGCACCACUGCAUGCUGAUGUUAAUCAACUGUGCACUGGCUGACUUUGCUAUCGAUGCCUGGGAAGCGGUAGACGACCAAGAGAUCCAGAUCCUCGUACGACGGCGACAAGAGCACACAGAAAUUUUGCACUCUAUGGCGCAAGAGGUCUUGAGUUUUGUUCCUGCCGCCGUUAUACAAGCGGUGCGUUCGAAGCCUCCGUCUCCUCAAGCUGCGGAGUCUAUUCCAGAACCGGCUCAGCGAUCGAUCUGCUGGGCGGACGCUCUCCGUCUUGUCUGGCCGUUGGCCACCAUCUACAAGCUACCCAUGGUACAAGAGGAACAGCGGUGGAUCGCAAGACAAUCAUGCUAUGUGAUUGGCGAGCAAUGGGGGAUUCGGGAAGCGUUGAAGCAGUGGUCCAGUCCAGUGGCGAGAUUACCCCAGGCGAUGCUCCCUCGGUCUAAUUUUGACCAAGAUGAUUGGCAAGAGUAUUCGCCAGGUAGAAGCCUGACGACCAGGGAGGUUUGGGCAUAA
This is a messenger RNA of Penicillium riverlandense, 1578 nucleotides long. RefSeq names its product Zn(II)2Cys6 transcription factor. Gene Ontology annotation, molecular function: zinc ion binding; DNA-binding transcription factor activity, RNA polymerase II-specific. Bases 1 to 1578 code for a protein of 525 amino acids. Gene Ontology annotation, biological process: regulation of DNA-templated transcription. The transcript is spliced from 4 exons. NCBI's taxonomy places the organism in Eukaryota, Fungi, Ascomycota, Eurotiomycetes, Eurotiales, Aspergillaceae. The record is from RefSeq and is a predicted model, not a curated record.